Molecule: messenger RNA, 2096 nt
Organism: Erinaceus europaeus (western European hedgehog)
Lineage: Eukaryota; Metazoa; Chordata; Mammalia; Eulipotyphla; Erinaceidae
Gene: HPN
Product: hepsin
Exons: 13
Coding region: 533-1786 (417 amino acids)
Biological process (GO): negative regulation of epithelial to mesenchymal transition; proteolysis; regulation of cell shape
Cellular component (GO): membrane
Molecular function (GO): serine-type exopeptidase activity; serine-type endopeptidase activity
Source: RefSeq, a predicted model, not a curated record
GGUGGUGAGAGCAGGUCAGGACUGGUUAGGGGGGCAGCCCGAGCCCUCCAUCUCAUGCCUCCAGUUCUUAAUCCCAGCCUUCAGCUCCUGGAGCACUGUCCCUGUACAACUUGCUUCCUCUCCCAGACCCCUGCCCCAUGGCCAAGCCUGGGCAGGUUGCAGAGCCGGCCUGGUCCAGCCCCUGCCAGCCCUGCCCUACCAGCCAGGUGGCCGCUGCCAAUCCCUGGAGCCGGCCCAUCCCCGCCCCUUCCCCCGCCUCUGGCCCAGCCCCCUCCUCCUCAGGUGAGGCAACUAGGCCUCGCAGGCUCCACGCUGCCCGCUGGCCCUGCUGCCUCUGUCUCCAGCCGCCUGCCUGCUGCUGUGGGGCCACCAUGCAGCUGCCCCGGCCCCAGGACAGACCCUAAACCAGCACCAUCUCUUCGCUCCGCCCCCACCUGUCGGACCCCAGGGCCCUGCCUCCUGCUUCACCUCCCCAUAGGUCCCGCCCCGGCCCAGGAGGUCAGCCGGGAAAUCAUUAACGAGAGGCUGUGACAUGGCGGAGAAGGAGGGUGGCCAGAAGGUGCCCUUCUGCUCCAGAGCCAAGCUGGCUAUUCUCACUGCUGGGACCCUGCUGCUCCUCACAGGCAUCGGGGCUGCGUCCUGGGCUAUUGUGACCCUUCUAUUCAAGAAUGACCAGGAGCCGCUGUAUCCAGUGCAGGUGAGCCCCAGGGACUCUCGCCUCACGGUGUUCGACGAGAUGGAGGGGACAUGGAGGUUGCUGUGCUCCUCGCGCUCCAAUGCCAGGGUGGCGGGGCUCGGCUGCGAAGAGAUGGGCUUCCUCAGGGCGCUGGCCCACUCGGAGCUGGACGUGCGCACGGCUGGUGCCAAUGGGACAUCGGGCUUCUUCUGCGUGGAUGAGGGGAGGCUGCCGCACGCUCGCAGGCUGCUGGAGGUCAUCUCCGUGUGCGACUGUCCCAGGGGCCGCUUCCUCACCACUAUAUGCCAAGACUGUGGCCGGAGGAAGCUGCCCGUGGACCGCAUUGUGGGGGGCCGGGACACCAGCCUGGGCCGCUGGCCGUGGCAGGUCAGCCUUCGCUAUGAUGGCGCGCACCUCUGUGGAGGGUCUCUGCUGUCUGGGGACUGGGUGCUGACAGCUGCCCACUGCUUCCCUGAGCGCAACAGGAUCCUGUCUCGAUGGCGGGUGUUUGCAGGUGCUGUGGCCCAGGCCUCUCCUCAGGGCCUGCAACUGGGGGUGCAGGCGGUAGUCUACCAUGGGGGCUACCUCCCCUUCCGGGACCCCAACAGUGAGGAGAACAGCAACGAUAUUGCCCUGGUCCACCUCACCAGCCCCCUGCCUCUCACAGAAUACAUCCAGCCCGUGUGUCUCCCUGCUGCCGGCCAGGCCCUGGUGGACGGCAAGCUCUGCACAGUGACUGGCUGGGGCAACACGCAGUACUAUGGCCAACAGGCUGGGGUGCUCCAGGAGGCCCGGGUUCCCAUAAUCAGCAACGACAUCUGCAACGGCCCCGACUUCUACGGGAACCAAAUCAAGCCCAAGAUGUUCUGCGCUGGUUACCCCGAGGGGGGCAUCGAUGCCUGCCAGGGCGACAGCGGCGGCCCCUUCGUGUGUGAGGACAGCAUCUCUCGGACCUCGCGCUGGCGGCUGUGCGGCAUCGUGAGCUGGGGCACCGGCUGCGCCCUGGCCCAGAAGCCGGGUGUCUACACCAAAGUCGGUGACUUCCGGGAGUGGAUCUUCCAGGCCAUAAAGACUCACUCCGAAGCCAGCGGCAUGGUGACCCAGCUCUGACCCACAUUCUCUUUCCGCUGCACACACCUCAGGGCCGUACUGAAUCAGCCCCACAAGGUGGGGUCCAGCUCCAUCACAGGCAGGGACGUUUCUUUUCGUGGAUCCCUGCCCGUAGGUCUGAGGAGGACACCCUCCCUGCCUCCCGGGCCCUGUCUUCCACCGUGGCAGGCCCACUCAGCCCUGCGACCACCAAAGCCUCACUCUGCCGAUCCCUAUGUAAAUAUUGUGCUGUCGUUUGAGGGGGCGGACUCUUGUUCAGGUGCCCUGGAUGACAGGAUGCUCUUUAAAUAAUAAACACAGUUUUGAUUAA